Molecule: messenger RNA, 1255 nt
Organism: Paramecium octaurelia
Lineage: Eukaryota; Ciliophora; Oligohymenophorea; Peniculida; Parameciidae
Source: the annotation of a GenBank genome assembly
AUGCAAUAAAUUUAGGAUCACUUAAUUGAAGAUGAAGAUGUUUUGUAUUAAAUGUCAUAAUAAAUUAUUUCAAUCUAAUUGAAUGAAAUACCUUGUACAGUAUAGAAAGAGAAAUCAACCGAAAAAUUAAUACUGUUUUUAGGAUUUUAGCAUGAAACCUUCGAUUAAUUUUAUAGUCACUUUAUUGAUAAAAAAUGCCUCCAAGAAAACACAUUUUUCAAGAUUGUUUUGAUAAGGAAAAAUUAGCAAUCUUGCUUUCUCAUUAAUAGUCCAUACUCUCUAAAGAAAUGCACUGAUUAUGAUUAAGAUUUAGAUUAAAAAAUAAUGCUAUUUUCUUCUAAAAUUAAUUUAGAAUAAAUUUUGGAGUAAUUUCAUGAAUGUAAAGCUCAUCUUGUUGUAAAUUAUAAAGAACUAUUAGGAAAUACUUAAUAAGAGAAACUUUAAAAUUUAAUAGAUAAAUAAUUAUUGUAUUUCGGAAAAAUCAAAUUAAAAUAAAAGUACAUCUCAAUUAUCCAUUUAGAAAGAGAAAACUAUUAUUCUCUCAUUAUUGUUAAAGAUUUAAAAUCUUUGAAUUUAAUAGAAUUAAAUUUCAUAACAAUUGUAUUAAUCUUAAAUACAAUAUUCAAAAAUGUUUCAUUUUUUGAGUUUAAAAUUACAUAGAAUCCCCUCAAAUUGAAUUAUGGUGAAAUGAGCUGUCAUAUGAUGAGAUAACAAGAAAAAUUAUUGAAAAUAGUAAAUAACAAAAUAGAAAGGCUUUGGAUAUAAUUGUUGAAUUUACAAUAAAUACCUAAAAUUGAUGAGUGUUAUGGAUUUUAAUUAUCAUUAGGAAAUUAUCUAGAGUAGCUUAAUGGAAUCCUAAAUUUAUAUUUGAAACCAAAAUUAACGGUUUUAUGGAAAAUUAUGUAUAAAAUAAAUUCAAUAACUAUGAAUUUUGGAAAAGAUAUUAAUAAAGAGUUGGCAAAAUUGAAUUAAUCGCCUUAAUUAGAAGAAUUUUUGAAACUCAAUUAUUAGACAUAAAUUAAUUGAAAGAAGUUAAUGAAUUUUUUACAAAAUAUCAUAAAUAUGAAUAUGAUAAUGUUGUUAUCGUAUCAAUUUAGAAUUUAGCUAUUAUUGUAAAUUGUUGGAGUAAAUACUUCAAAAAUCACUUAGUGUACAAGCUCUUUUAAUUGAAUCAAAUAGGAAAGAAUGUUCAAACUCUACCAUAAUAGGAUUUUGAGACAGGAGUCUUCUUAUUCGGAAAAAGUCGAGUAUGAAA